This is a messenger RNA of Strigops habroptila (Kakapo), 261 nucleotides long. RefSeq names its product scale keratin-like. The transcript has a single exon. The coding region runs from base 1 to 261 and encodes 86 amino acids. The record is from RefSeq and is a predicted model, not a curated record. Lineage: Eukaryota; Metazoa; Chordata; Aves; Psittaciformes; Psittacidae.
AUGACUUUCUGCUACCAGACCCAGUGUGAGGAUUCCUGCUACUCACCCUGCAACUAUGGGACUGUGUACACCUACAGGAGCUACGACUGUGGAAGCCCCUGCAGCUACCAGACCUACGACUGCAGGAGCCCCUGUGGCUACCGGGGCUAUGGGAGUCUGUGCGGUUACCGUGACUGCUACCCCUCCUACAGCUCCCGCUACUGCUACCCCUACUCUUGCUACACCCGUAGAUACAGCUAUGGGAGCUGCUACCCCUGCUAA